GUUAUAUUGAGCGAGAGAAGAGGAAGUUACACUGAGUGAGAGCAGGAUAUAGGAGGUUAUUAUACUGUGAGGGCCUGGUGGGCACUUGGUGUAUGUGAGGGGAGGUUAUCUUGAGUGAGAGUAAGUUAUAGGUUGUUCUAAUACUGAGCAGGUUAUAUUGUGGGAGAGCUAUAGCGGUUGUUAUACUGUGAGAGCCUGGAAUGGACUGACAGCACGGUGACAGGACUAAGAGAGACACCGAUAUCAUGAAGCAAAGUCCGGACUAUCCAAACCUGGCCAGACUGGCCGUCAUCCAGCACCUCCGCUCCUAUGGCAUCAAAAUCAAACACUGGAACUGCAAGCAACGGCCUGACACAGGGAAAGGACAGCCCAGUGGUAAAGUGUUUGGAACAGCACUCCAUGCAUUGCCACAGAUACAUGUUCAGGAUUAUGGAACCAUUCCCAAUUUCCUUGUUGAUGUUUGUAAUUACCUUGAACUUCAUGCACAUACGGAGGGUCUUUUCAGAAAAUCUGGAUCGGUUAUGCGACAGAAACUGUUAAAGGCUAAACUUGAUAGUGGUGGUAACGGUUUGUCUGAUGCUCCUCCUUGUGAUGUUGCUGGCAUCCUCAAGCAGUUCUUUAGAGAAUUACCAGAGCCAAUACUUCCUGCAGAACUUCAGGACAGUUUGUUUAAAGCCCAGAAUUUAGCUAACAAUGAGGAUCGGGUUUCUGCAACACUUCUCAUCUCGUGUCUCAUACCUGAACGGUUUAUCCAUAUCCUGCGUUACAUUUUUUACUUUCUGCAUACUGUGUCAAAGAGAUCUGAUGCAAACAAAAUGGAUAGCAGUAACUUGGCAGUAGUAUUUGCUCCUAACCUCCUGCAAUCAAAUGAUGACAAUGAAAAGAUCUCAUCCAGCACAGAAAAGAAACUCCGUGUGCAAACUGAAGUAGUGCGAACUUUGAUAGAUCACGCAACAAAUAUCGGGUGUGUACCUCAUUUUCUGCUUGAAAAGAUCCCAGGAAUGCUUGGUGUUGAUGGAGGUACAGAUACACCUGGGCGAGAAGCGUCUGAGGGUUGUGAAGACCCUCUUCAGGAGAAGAAGAGGAGGAGAAGGAGCGUUGGAGAUUAUGUUAGUGGAGCAUUGAAUAAGCUUAUAACUAACAGAACACCUUCCUCUACACCUCAAUCAGAGAGGCCGGCUUUGGGAUCCAUGGUGACUCCAUUAAUUCUUACUCCAAGUGUCAAAAGGAAACUCCCCACAGAUUCUGCACAGGGAUUUUCAACAAAGAAAAGAAAAUCCAUAAAAAAUAGCUUGGGAUUUGAGUUGUUGCCGAACAGUCUCUUUGGAAGCGGAUCUACACCUGCCUCAGCGUGCUUUGAAAGUCCACACACUUCUUUUGAGGCCUCACACAACUCAUUGUCGCCAUUGGUCACUACUGGCAAACACCUCUCCAAUUCAUCUAUGCUAAGGCGAAGCAAGAGGUGUGAAAACCGUAAAGUACAAAGGGUGGAUUCAGGGAAAACUGGUUGCUUUUCCCCCAAAAUAAGCCGGAAAGAAAUGGUACGCAGAUCACUUCGACUUAGAUUCAGUUUGGGGAAAAGUUCCAAAGAUGUGAGCACGAGUGGGACAUCUUCUAACUUGAAAUCUCAAAAUAUUGGUUGGAGACUUGCAAAUUCACAAGAGUUGACCCCAGUGACAUCAAGUCAUAGAGUGGAAACUCUUUCCUUCCCCAUCGAAAGUCCAUUUGUAAGUGCAGGUACAAAGUUAAUAAGCAAGUCUGAAGACAACCUACUAUCCCCACAUCCGUCUGAUGAGUCAAGUCAUCGCAAGUCUUGGACAGGGCCACAGCCCUUCAAGUUAGAUGGCAUUUGUGAUGAGGGCACACCUGUUACUGCACAACUUUGGGCUACACAUUGCUACUCUGAGCCUGUCCUUGUCUCUGGAAAACCUCCAGCUAUGCCAAAGCUUCCUAGAUCCCUCAAUGAAGUGUACAGGCAAGACCAAAAUAAAAACAAUGAUUCACUGUGUGAGGAAGAGGUGAACUUGGCAGACAACACUGCCAUGAGGAUCUCAAAGGCCUUUACUCAAUCUGGAACUGAUCUUCAUAGGGUAAUGACAGGUGACAGUCUUGCACUAGGUAACGUUUCAGACCUGGAAAGUGAAGUUGAUUUUCAAAAUAAAAGUUUAGAAAGUGGAAAAAGUGCCAGUGUGUUUGACAGUGAAAGUGUAUCCGAAGAGGGUAUAACUCAAGGAGAAGUUAAAGAUGAAUUGAGGACAGAUGCAGUAACAAGUCCAGCUGGAUGCUGUGAAAACGGUUUAAUUAAAGAACCUCUUGCUAUUUCAAUAACAGAACCACACAAUACAGCUGUGGAUACAAGCUUCACAGAACUGAGCCAAUGCCAACAAUCGUGCAUCAAGGAAGUUGUUCUCUUAAACAGUCCUGAACUGUUUAGUAAAACCAUUUCUUCCACUGCUCAAGUCAAUGCUGUUCAAAUGCAGGUAGAUCGGGCUUUUGUUUCUCAUCAAAAGGAUCCAUUUCCUCCUUCAGAUGUUGAGACUUCCGUAAACACCACUCAAGACUGUCAUCUAGCAACUUCAAAAUGUAAAUCAAACAGGGUGUCUGAUCAAAUACAACUAUUCAAUAGCCUCUGCCUCAGUGACAGCAGCUCUGUGCAGAAACUCAAGUCCCCCAUCAAAUUCCAACGUACCCCUGUGCGCCAAUCUGUCCGGAGAAUAAACUCGUUGUCGGAGGUGGUGAAACCAGUAAUUGUUAGCAGCAGAAAGCAAAGUACAGCUAGCUUACCUAUGAUGAAAUCGGUUAGUUCUGAUAGUUCUCUCUCUUCAGAACUUCCCUACAUACAUUCAGAUGGCUCAUCACCCACUACGAAUUUUAAUGAAGCUUCUGUCCCCCACAAGACCCUAAAUCCUGCAACCCAUCUGGUAGCAAGUUCCAAGUUAUCUAAUCAAUCGCUCAAGCAUAUUGGACGCUCUUUGACAAAUACAACUAGUCCAUCAAAAUCAGUGUUUGAGGACCUAACAAAUCAGGACAUACCCAAAACUUCCUACAAGAGAUCUGACCUGUCUCUAAAAUUACCAGAUAAAUAUGCUGCGCGCAUUAUAUCAGGAAGAGAGCGCCAUCGUUACAAGGGCUCUCCAAAGAAUCCGAUUGGGAGAUUAAAUUUCCUGCCUUCCUCUAAACCUUUGGAUUUAUGAAAAGGCUUCUUCAACUGUAACUCACUGUUUUUAAUUUAAAGCAACCGCAUAAAAAAAAAAUACAAAUUCAGUUUACAUGCAUGGUAUAUGCAGACAAAUGUCUUAAAUCAUAAAAAAAAAAAGCUCUGCGUCUUUUUAUGUGCAGCUGUACGUCUAGAAGCACCUUGUAAAUGUUGGUACAAACUGUUCUUGGAUAGAUUUUGACUGAAAACUCAGGAACUAGUAAUAAAGCGGUUUAUAUCUCGCUUUGCCUUAUUUUUUAUUUUUUUAUUUUUUUUUGCUAUUAAUAAUUCAGGGCUUUUUAGACAAUGGAACAAACAUUGGUCAGAAAUUUCAGUGACUCUAGAGUACCCUGGAUGAUAAGCUAUUAAUGUGUUACCGAAACAUCUGCUGUUUUUGAGGAUCCUUGAAUAAACUUGAGCUUUACACUAGGGAUAUGAGACUUGUAUAAUAUUUUUUACACAUCUCUUUCUGUUUUCCAUUAACAAUUAUUUCAACUGGAAUUUUUUAGGGCUUUUUACUCUCCUCUAACCCUUUGUAAUAUCUGAUUUUCCCCAGAACAUUGAGUGCAUGUUGGCUACCAGCGCAUAGCAAAAGCAGGUAUUGCUGUAUUUUUCUUUAAAUCUAGCUUGUGUGAAACACCUGUAUAUGUUUUAAAAUAUGCCAUUGUCUCUGGUAUUUACCUUUCAGUUGUUCAGCUGUAGGUGUUUACAGUUUAGGUGCAGGAUUUGUCUGAUUUUUUUUUUUAACUUAAAAUUAUUUAAACAAUGCGGGUGCGAAGUGAAGAUUGAUUCUGGGUAAUUGGAGCAUGUAUUGUGUAAGUCAUAGAGUAUUUAUUUUGUGCAUGCAGUAUGUAUGUAACGCUUGUGUCCACUACAGAUACUUACAAUACAAUAAUCCCUCUGACCAAAGCAACCAUGAAUAAUUCAGCCUUCGAAAGUAACAGAUGGUUUAAGUAAAGUGGUUGUUGAUUUAUUGCUAUGACAUGGUAACUUAUUCAGUCAUUUAAAAAAAAAAAAAUAAUAAAAAAAAAAAAUUGUGGCUUAAGCAGGCACGCUGUGCACCUUAACCUCUUAAUCCGCCUGUAGUUGUUAUGGUGCAGGGCAUACCCUGUCACUGUGGCACAGGAAAGAUUCACACCUGCUUAAACAGUUUGACCUUUACCUGGGUCUCCAUGAAGCAUGCAGUAACUUUAGCAAUAUAAUUUUUGUGUAACUUUUCAAAUUAUUCAUUGUCUGAGCGUGUCAGCUGACAAUCAAUGAAUUAUGUGAAAAGCUGCAUAAAACGACUACUAAUGCAGAAUGGUUACUUCC
This is a messenger RNA of Pelobates fuscus (common spadefoot toad), 4507 nucleotides long. RefSeq names its product Rho GTPase activating protein 11A (gene ARHGAP11A). Lineage: Eukaryota; Metazoa; Chordata; Amphibia; Anura; Pelobatidae. The transcript has 12 exons. Gene Ontology annotation, biological process: signal transduction. Bases 246 to 3194 code for a protein of 982 amino acids. The record is from RefSeq and is a predicted model, not a curated record.